Molecule: messenger RNA, 1366 nt
Organism: Eleginops maclovinus (Patagonian blennie)
Lineage: Eukaryota; Metazoa; Chordata; Actinopteri; Perciformes; Eleginopidae
Product: endonuclease domain-containing 1 protein
Exons: 2
Coding region: 28-921 (297 amino acids)
Molecular function (GO): hydrolase activity; nucleic acid binding; metal ion binding
Source: RefSeq, a predicted model, not a curated record
AGGACAGACUGAGGAGACGUUUUAACAAUGAAAUCUCUACCUUUGCUAGCCUGUUUUUUGCCUCUACUUUCUGCAACAGUUGUUCUAGAUUUUAAUCACAUCGAGAGAUGUAAGGACUCCCUGUACAUGGGGACACCACCGCGGGGCUUCACCGACACCAACCUGAAGAGGAUCUGCCAACGUUAUGCCGACAGACCACGCUAUGUGACCCUGUACGACCCCCAGAAGAGGAUUCCAGUUUACUCAGCUUAUACGUUCAAGAAAACAGAGGGAGACAGGCGCGUGGACUACCCAUGGAUGUAUGAGCCACAGCUGGCAGAAACUGACGGGAAUGGAAACAUGCAGCCCUUCCCCACUGGCUACCUGCACAUGAAGUUUGAGGACAGCCAGGCUGUCCUGGAUGACUACUCUGACGUGGUCCUGUACGAGAGGGGUCACCUGAACCCAGACCAGCACCAGUCCACGCCACACGACCGCGCUGCCACCUAUACUCUGACUAACGUGGUCCCGCAGAUCCGCGAGUUCAACAUCGGGCCCUGGCGCGAGUACGAGGAGCGCAUUAGGAUCCGCCUCAAUAACUUCUGCCGCGGCGUGGCCUACAUCGUGACCGGAGUGACCACCAGGGGCAACAUGAUCCGCAGGAACAACCAGGACCGGGUGGCCAUCCCCGAAGAUGUGUGGUCCGCCUACUGCUGCCCAGACUACGACCGCAACUCCCCGCAUGAUGUCCGCGUGCGCUUCCCGACCUACGGAGUCCUGGCCAAGAAUGCUAAAGAAGGAAACAGCGUGCACGAGAUGCCACUGAUGGAACUUGAGAACUUCCUGAAGAAUAAUUUGGAUGUUGACCAGAACCUCCAGGUCUUCUAUGACAACUGCAUCUCCCCUUCACCCCUCCCUCUGUACCUUCAACACACUAUUUAAAAGCUCUAUGGGUUGGGUUGGAUAAAUUGCACUGAAAAAACUGAAACGUGACAAUGAUUAAAUGUAUUCUGUCAACAGAUUUCACAAAACUGUAUUGGGUUAGUUGAAAGCAAUUAGUUUAAAUACAAAAUAUUUGGUUCAACUUAAUAUUAUUGUUUUCAACUAACCUAAAACAAUCUGUUGACAGAAUACAUUUAAUUAAAGUCAACGUUUCAGUCUUUUCAUCGGUUAUUGUCAUAUUUCACAGUUAAGUUCAUUCAAAAUUCCUCUUGCAGCUUAGGUAUUCUUCAAGGGGAAAAUGUUUGAAUAACUGUUUUCUUUCAUAAUCUGUCCUUUUAUCCAAAAUGAAUAAAGCAACACAUUUCGAGCAGCUUUGGAGAGGGAAUAACAUGUGUGGGAGGCUAUUCAAAUUGGCUUCUUUAAUAAAGUAUAUUUAUUCACUCGA